AGCAACAAAAAAAUAAAAUGGCUGACGUUUGUAAACAUUACUGUGAUUACAUAUGUAUCUUCUUAGGUUUAGACAUAAAUGUGUAGAAUCUAGUUAUGGUACAGAAUUUAGAGGCUAUUAGUUAACUGAAGUGAAAAGUCACAAUGUCUUUCAAGUCUGGGUAUCAGGGAGGGCCUUACUAUGAACUCCUAAGUACCCAAGGGAAAGACUCAUUAAGUAAUUGGAAAGUUUCAAAUUCAGGCAUUAAAAAGAUCUAUGAUAAAGAAGUGAAAGGAUAUAUCUUAACACUGGAAGGUGCAUCAGCCACAACAAAAGUGCAGACCCCUAAAGAUCAGAAGUUGAACUUAACUCUUAUCCAACGCUACAUUGUGCUACAAAUUUACUUGCCAAAGGGUGCUGACUUUUCUAUGGAAUUCGGAAUUACUGACCUUGGAAACAAUAAGCGAAGAAUACUGUUGUCAACAUCACAAAAAGAGAUUCAGGUGACACCACUCCAUGCUAAAGUUCCAUUGGCUAUUGUUCACAAAGCCAUAUGGCUAAACCUAGCAUUAGACUUGGUGUCUUUAGUGGGGGACAUGUGGAUUGGCCAGACGUUUCGCUCAUUGGAUCAGAUCACUAUUUCUGCCAACUGCAAACUGAGGAGGGUGUUCACCAUGAAGUCUCAGCCCCCUGACACAACAGAAGAUGAAGAACUGGACUUGAAUUCUACAAUUAAUACUGGAGAAAUUGACAAUAUCCCUAAGCAUUUACAAUUGACCCUUGAUGUGGAGCAACACACUCAGGUUCUCAAUUUGAGCAAGAUAAAGUCUGCUGAGAGGAUAAAAUCUGGCAAGGGGCUUGCAGAUCAGAACAGAUCUGGUUCAAUGUUGGAUCUUGACCUCAGCAGCAGCGGUAGAAAAGUGCAGUUGUCUGACGGUAAAAUUGCUUUUGGCUCAAAAGCACCAAGAGCCCCAGACACUGGAAGAAAGACAUCCAGACAGGGCAAUGUUACAAACAGAAGCUUCAAAUCUCAAAUAUCAAAAAAUGAUGCAACUGAUGGUCAAGAUGACUCUGAGCAGGUUGAUAUAUUCAAACAGUCUCAUCCAGGUAGUGCUGGUUCAGCCUCGUCACUUACAUAUAGUCACCAGCCUCAUCCUGGCAGUGCCGGGUCAGUCUCUUCACUUACUUACAGUCAUCAGGCAUCUGAUAGUGAUGGCAUUGCAAAUGGUAUGAAAGACUUACAGCUAGUGGCACCACAUCCUCCCAGAGAACCAUCCAAUGACAGAGUCAGAAGAAAGCCAAGAAUUAAACUCCUGGCACAAAAUGGCCUUAUCAAUAAAGGUGAGUCCAGCUUGAUCUCCCCUCCUACUUCGGCUACUCUGUCUGGACCAACGAGAACACAGAGAGUACACAUGACUGGCUCUGUUACAGCCACCACAAUUUUAAGCGAUACAAAGUCAAGCCGAAGUUCUAUGAAAGAUUCAGGUGUUGGCCCUGAUGUCCCUGAAAUUCAAUCACCAAGAAAAGGGGAGAAAAAUCUGUCAGAAAUUACAAGUAAUUAUGAUUCAGUAGCAGACGUCAUUUCAUUGCUACGAGAAGUGGAGGAGAAACAUAUUAGUCAGGACUCAGGAGAGGGAGAUAACAACAAUAACAGCAGUAAAUUAUUGAAAGGGCUCGGCAAUGAUGUGGCUGAGAGAGAAAGAAAGCUGAAGGAGACCUCCAAUGAUUGUGAACUAAAUCCUGAGGGCAAAGUGCACUUGGAUGAAGAUGAUAGCAAUAAGUCAACAAGUGAAAGUUCACAUCCUGGGGAAUAUGAAGAAAGUGAUGACGAGACCUCAGGAGACAACAAUAAACUUCAUCAUUUUUUCUCCCCUCCCAAAUCAGCAAGUUUGAGGCGAACUGCUUCACCAAUUACUGAAUCAAAUGAUCUAACAAGUCUUAAAAAAAGUGCAUCCAAAAUGUCUAAGAGAAGUGCCGACUCGGUCUAUAGAGGGGCAAGGCUUGAAGAUGAUUUUGUCAGCCAUAGCAGCAGUGAAGAGGACCCUGCCUUGAAAGCUGACAUGCUACAUCACACCAUGAGGCAGCGUCGUCCUGUCGGCAGUGCAGGUAGCACCCACAGUGGUGGUAAGGUCUACAACAGCAGCAACUACUCAACUCAGGCUUCUUAUUUAAAACUUAAAAGCCAGGCAACCAACGGUCUCAGGAGCAGGCCAGCUACCAAUCUGUCUCCGAAAGGUUCCACAAGUCCAGACCAGAAACCUUCCUUCAAUUCCAGAAUGGGAAAAGAGAGAGACAGCGUGACGAGAAUGAGCAAGAAGUCAGUCAGGGAAAUCAACAAUCCAGUGACUUAUGAUAAUGAACAAAACUUGACAAAUGGACAGAGACCAUAUGAUGCCACCAAAUACAGAAUGGAGGAAGUGACUGACUCGUUUGAGGCCAGGAUGUAUGAAAGUAUGAGACGGCAUGCAGAUGAAUCCUUGCAAAGCCUUUCACCAACAUUAGACCGGCUACAGCACCGCCCAUCUGAGACCACUACUAGCCACAUUCACUGUGAAUCACCAGCUACUACCAGUGAUGAUGACACCAGUUUUAGCUCUUGGAAAGCUCCAAACUUGAACCAAGUGCCCCACAAUUACCAAGAUGAGAUGAAAUCACAGAGAAGUAGCGACACUUUAACUUCUUCCAAUCCAAGAGACUGGAGCGGAGUGAUGAGUCCACCUAUUGUCCCACUGUCCAGAGUCCAAGAUCUUCAGGGCACAAUGGAAGGGCUAUCAGAUGACCUUUCAGAUGACCCAAUGACAAAUCAUGGUCACAUGGGUCAAACUAUCCAGAACACAACAGAAGAUGAUAAACUUGAUUUAUUGUUUGACCCAAAAUUGAACUGUUACUAUGACCCUGAGACAAAGAAAUACUACGAGCUGGUGACAUGAUGAAAGGUAGCUCCUAGAUACCAACUGAAUGUUGUCAUGGAGUCACUCAUCCGUUAGCUGAACACAUCAUUGUACCGACAGUGGGAUGUCAAUGCUGAUACUAAUGACAGAGAUGUAUAAUGCUAGCAAGAAAGCUUCAGAUAGUGACAGUCUUAACAGAGCUUGUUAUCUGGUCUAAAGUGCUGUCUCAUUGCCUAAUGAAAGACCUUACUCAUGAAGAAAGUUAAGAGUCUUGAAAGAAAUAAGAGACAAGAAAUGGAAUAAAUUUGUGUAAAUAAUGUAAGAUAACGUUGAACAAAUCAAUACCAAAUGUUUCCUAUUCAGUGAUGUUAUAACUUCAUUCAUACUUGUAUUUAUAACUGUGUGUUUUGAAUCUGUAUUUAAAAUAAACAAGUGAUAUUAUAGUUUGUUUUUAAUGCUAUGUAUAAACAUAAUAGUACUACAAAGUAUUGAAUUGAUUCGCAUUUAUUUUUUUUUCUUAUGCUUACUUUUCUAGACUUGUAUUUUAUAGUAGCUAAGUAUACAUUGGUUGUAAAAGAAUUCUAGUUCAUUGUUUUCAUUGGUCUGUCACUUUUCUUUUCAAAUAAUAAUUAAAAUUUUCAUUUUUUUAAUUGUUUGUAGAACUUUAGGAGUGUCUAUUUUUGCAUAAUCUUAAUUUUAUUUGCAUGUGGUGUGUUUUAACAUAUUUAAUUUAGUUUCCUUUUGUCAUUGUAGAUCCAUCUUAUUUGAGUUCCUACUCAUUGGCAUACCUUGGGUGGGGGAGGGGGUGGGGUUCCAAAUUUGAAAAUCCCCUUGGCUUCCCACUUGAGAGGGGCUCCCAAAUGAGAGUCAGAUUUUUUUUUUACAUUAAAUAUUAUGCCUUUAUGUCCUGUCAAAUGUCAAAAUGCAGGGGCCCCCCUAAAGAGGUCAAUCCCCCCUGGGCUCCUAAAUCCCUAGCUAUGCCACUGUUUCUACCCAGUGUUCUAAAUUAUAUUCAUAACAUGUAUUUGCUUAUGAAAAGUCUAGUAAAUGGCUUCAUUUAAGUAAGGACAUAAUGGUUAUUAUUACAUUUUUCACAGUUCAGAAAUAGUUAAAUGUGAUUUGUUGUGGCAAAAUUAAAGUCACAUUGGUUCUAAGAAAGAUAACUCAAUGAGAUGAGUCAAUGAGCUAACUAGUUGGUUUGCUGAAAUUUAUUUCCUCUAUUUGUAAAUCUUGGCUAAAAUGUAUGUCCAUUUUUUUUUUAAAAUUAUAUGAGGAAAUAUUUACACUUUUAAGUUUUAAGUAAUAACUAAAUAUUGACAACUAUUUUAUUAAUUAUUACUAUCAAACAAGUUUAGUCAUUACUAUCAAACAAAUUCCUCUAAAUUGUAAUUAUGUUAAUAAAUUAAUGCUAUCUUCCCCAGAGUAUUAUAAUAAUAUGCACAAUAAAUCAAAUGUUUAAUAGUCAUUUGAAAAUUCCAGUAUUAUUAUAAAGAACCUUCUCUUAUGUGUUUGAAAUAUGCUGAGUCUCAAAGUUUUGUAAAUAUGAUGUUAGACUAUAUUUACAAAGCUUAUAUCCUCUCUCUCUCUGUCUGUCUGUCAGUAUGGUAAAAAGUUUGUGCACAUUAUUUAUUACACACGCAAUCUCGGAUUAAGCUGAAAUUUUACACAAUUGUUUCUUUUACCUGACAAUCAAUAAAAAAAAUUAACCAA
This is a messenger RNA of Biomphalaria glabrata, 4580 nucleotides long. Its product is annotated as protein CFAP20DC-like. The record is from RefSeq and is a predicted model, not a curated record. NCBI's taxonomy places the organism in Eukaryota, Metazoa, Mollusca, Gastropoda, Planorbidae. The transcript has 20 exons. Bases 144 to 2909 code for a protein of 921 amino acids.